AAACAGACGAAGAAGAAGCUGUAUCCUGAUCAAUAACUAGCUCCUCAUUUAUCUUUAAAUUAUACUUUUAUUUUUAUUCAUAACGAGAGAAAGAAUCAACCCGCAGCACGGCGACAGAUGAGACUUUAAGGUGACACGAUGCUGCUGGAGCGACUGGUCUGACUGGGACUCGUCGCCUGCUGCGUCGUCAUGGGGACGACGAUGAGCGAGCCGUGCAUCUACGACAAACUGUCGGAGAGCAUCGACAUCCUGCGCCAGUCGGGCUACCGCUACGGCAUGUCGGAGCGGGAGAUCGAGAGGUUCAUCAAGCAGGUUCUGGAGACCAACGAGCCCCGCAGAGAACCGCCACAGUUCCCCCUGCUCAGAGCCGCCAUGAAGGUGGUGGUGGCGCUGGGCGUGCUGCUGCUGGUGGUCCUGGCCCUCUGCUACCCCCACAGCUCCCAGUUAGGACUGGUCCAGCUGGGCUGCUGUAACUGGUCGUCUCCGCUGAGUCACGUCCGCCUGCUGUCACUGCCCAUCGCCAAGAAGUACAACCUGCAAGGGUUCCAUGAGUGGUGGAGUGCCGGUUCUCUCAGGCAGAACCUGGUGAACUGUUCGGGCUGUGCAGAGAUCUCCUCGGUGCUGGAGGUCCCUGAGAGCCUCAGAGGGACGGUGACCCUCAGACGGGGGCCACAGCUCGUCCUGCUGAAGGGCGGGGAGUCCCUCAGCGUGCAGCGGCAGCAGCUGGAGGAGCUCUACCUGGCUCAUUCAGGCUCCAUGUCCAUCCUGCUGGAGGAGGACGACGGCCUGCACAACCACAACCAGGGCCUCCCGCAGGGCCCCGCCAACUUCACCCUGCUCUGGAGGUUCAGCUCUGGGACCAGGGAGAAGGUCCUGAGGUGGCUCUUCCCCAAGGCGGAGCUCUGCCCCCUGCUGGACAGCGCUGGGACCAUCGUGCAGCGCUGCCUGGUCACCCACAGCACCAACUCCCAGAGCAAGGGGGUGGGUGUGUUCGGCUGGCUGGUGGUGGGUGAGGGGCUGCCGACGGUUCGAGUCCUGCCCGUCCAGCGCUGUCAGAAACACUGCAGCUCCUUCAACCUGUGGCUGGCACCUGGAGACAUGGUCUACGCAGACCCUCGCUACUGGCAGAUGGAGCUGUUCCCCGGCCGAGGCCAGAACAUCAUCUGUGACGGCUCCGUCUUCUGACCUGGAGGGUCAGGGGUCAGAGGUCAGAGGUCAGGACGACUGUGAAUGUUCGGUUUUCGGAGCUCAACGGCCUUAAAACCCUCCUGAUGCCCCCCUUACCCAUAACCACCCCACCAUACCAGAACUGGAAAACCACACACACACACACACACAUAGACAACUCCAGUUUGUAGUUUGGGAUCCUCCUGCAGGUUUUUCGAGGUUUGAGAGAAAUGACUCUGUGGCUCUGAGUCCCGGUCUGUGACUCUGAGUCCCGGUCUGAGACUCUGAGUCCCGGUCUGUGACUCUGAGUCCUGGUCUGAGACUCUGAGUCCUGGUCUGAGACUCUCUUUAGUCUCAGAUGUUGUGGAUGUUCUCGUGCCAUAUCUCCAGCAGAUCUGCAGCAUUAGAAGGAGAAAGUGAGCUGCUGUUUGUCUCUGAACUCUUAAAACCAGAUAAAUUAAAGAUGAACUGGCCGAGCAGAGUGACCUGAUGAUUAUUUGGUUCUUACCAAGAUAAAAAAAACUUUAGAUUUAGAAGUGUUAGAUCAUUUAUCUGGUUUUAAGAGUAAAUCUCUUAUUUUAAGUGUUCAACAUGUUUAUUUCUGUUUAGAUUUAAUAAUCUUAAUUUAAUAAAUCUUGUCAAGGUAAAUUAUCUGUCCAUGCAGCAGAUUUACUGUUUAUCUGGUUUUAGACCUUUAGAUUUACUGUUUAUCUGGUUUUUAUCAGUGUGGAGAAGUUCCAUGAUGUCAAAAUGACACAAUCACCCUAAAAGUAACAGGAAUAUUCAGUCUAAAUUACAAAAAAAAGAUUUGUUAUAUUUUAUUCUUCAGCUUCAGAUUUGUUUUUAAUUUUAAUUUGACUGAUUUUACAGACGAAGUUGCUUCUGUUAUUUAUUGUUCUGAUUGUAUGUAUAUAAAUGUUCAAGCCAUUAAUAUUUUAAUAGUAAUGUGUUGUAAUAUUAUCUGGUGAUUAUCAGUGAUGAUCAAUAAAUCAUCUUCAGAGAUUUUUUUCCCCAUAAAUCCACGAAGCAGAAAACAGAAUCUGUGUUUGGUGGAUGAUAAAUAAACAGUUUGCCAAAGUUCAAACGUGAGUUAAAGAAUCUGUUCAGAUGUUCGUUUUGAUUAGAAAUGUCAAAGUUUUAUGAGGAAAUUAAAACUUCUCAUCAUG
This is a messenger RNA of Centropristis striata (black sea bass), 2333 nucleotides long. It is a transcript of the gene c3h6orf89, whose product is annotated as chromosome 3 C6orf89 homolog. The record is from RefSeq and is a predicted model, not a curated record. The transcript is spliced from 8 exons. NCBI's taxonomy places the organism in Eukaryota, Metazoa, Chordata, Actinopteri, Perciformes, Serranidae. Bases 190 to 1185 code for a protein of 331 amino acids. Gene Ontology annotation, cellular component: nucleolus; Golgi membrane.